AUGCUUGUGACAAAAGUAGAGCAGAGCGAAGUACGACAGCUCGUAGACGCUUUUAAAUCUGAAGGCUCAUUUGAUAAACUAAGGAAAAAAAUUUUCUCCACAAUCGCUGCUACUGAUCGUUAUCAAAAAGUGGCGUUAAAUGCUGAAGAAAUUGUUGGCGAUUUAUUAGAGACAUCUGCACCAGAUCUCACAAAAAAUAAAGCGCUCGAUAUACUCAGGAAGAAGCUUCUUGCCCUUUACAGUGCACAGUAUGGAAUUAUGAUCACUGAGGGAUUGGAUGCCGGUGAAACAUUAUGUAGCUUACUGGAAGAGAUCGGCCACUAUGUUGAUUCAUUUCUUGGGCUAACAAAAAAGGAAUUGCUUGAAAAUGUUCAAGCGCAGCAGCCCGCUGAGGAUCAUGAAGUUUGUGAUAUGGAAAUAGAUUCGGAUUCCGAGCAAAGCCCUGAAACCAGUUCAACCAAAGAGAUUCCUUUAUCUGAUAUAGCUCUUCCAUCAGCUACUUAUCCAAAUUCAAAUUUGUCCUUCACAAUGUCAUAUCCUCAUGCGGCGCUUGCUAAGGCUUGUGUAAUUUUGCUGUUUAAUAUCCGUUCAUUGGAACGUAUAUUUUUCUGA
Molecule: messenger RNA, 612 nt
Organism: Acanthocheilonema viteae
Lineage: Eukaryota; Metazoa; Nematoda; Chromadorea; Rhabditida; Onchocercidae
Source: the annotation of a GenBank genome assembly